Messenger RNA from Colletotrichum tamarilloi, 927 nucleotides. RefSeq names its product fatty acid hydroxylase. Gene Ontology annotation, cellular component: endoplasmic reticulum membrane. The coding region runs from base 1 to 927 and encodes 308 amino acids. NCBI's taxonomy places the organism in Eukaryota, Fungi, Ascomycota, Sordariomycetes, Glomerellales, Glomerellaceae. The transcript is spliced from 3 exons. The record is from RefSeq and is a predicted model, not a curated record. Gene Ontology annotation, molecular function: C-4 methylsterol oxidase activity; iron ion binding. Gene Ontology annotation, biological process: ergosterol biosynthetic process.
AUGGCGUCCUGGAAUUCUACCGUCGUGUUUCCCAACCAGACAUCUACCACAACCUACCUCGGCGUACUCGACGAUGUGAAUAAGUACAACGUCCAGCUCAACGCCAUUGAGCGCCUAUGGGCGGCGUGGUACCUGUGGAUGCAGAACGACAUCCUCGCCACUGGCAUCAUGACCUUUGUCAUGCACGAGGUCGUCUACUUUGGUCGCAGUCUGCCAUGGAUCAUUAUCGACGCCGUUCCCUACUUCCGCAGGUGGAAGAUUCAACAGGCACGUCACUCCACAUCCGCCAUGUCUAAUGCAUUCGGCAGGAUCCCAGACAUGAACGACUACCACCCUCACUUCACCGUCGAGCUUCCGCAAAUUUGGCUCUUCCACCCCAUCGCCACCUGGUGCGGUCUCGACUACGGCGUGCCCUUUCCCGCCUGGUGGAAGAUGGCCUACCAGAUCGCAAUCUUCUUCGUCCUCGAGGACACUUGGCACUACUGGAUGCACCGUGGUGCCCACUGGCCUCCCCUGUAUAAGGCCGUCCACAAGAUGCACCACUACUACUCGGCCCCCUUUGGCAUGACGGCCGAGUACGCCUCCCCGAUUGAGGUCAUGUUCCUUGGUCUCGGCACCGUUGGGUCCCCCGUUCUAUGGGUCCUCAUCACAAAGGACCUGCACCUCUUUACCAUGUACAUGUGGAUUGUCCUCCGCCUGUUCCAAGCCAUCGACUCGCAUUCCGGUUACGAUUUCCCCUGGUCUCUGAGGCACUUCCUCCCCUUCUGGGCCGGUGCCGAGCACCACGACGUGCACCAUGAGAAAUUCAUUGGCAACUACGCGUCUAGCUUCCGGUGGUGGGACUACCUCAUGGAUACCGAAGCCGGCGCGGAAGCCCACCAGCGUAGACGGGAGAAAAAGUUGGACAAUGCCAAGAAGGCGCAGUAA